UUGGCUUCAUCAGUUCCCGACUUUCAGACAGUUUUUGGCUCAGAGACACAGAUGUCUGCGUGGAACAGGAAACAGGAGAAGUUGUGAUGUUCACUAUCCUCAUAUUGGUCCACUUGCUGAUGUUUCACCAGGACUGAUUGACAGAAAUCAGCUCCUGUGAACAGAAGACACACAGAUGUUAACAGCUGCACUGAAACACAAAACAAGUCAACACAACAAGACUCCAAACAGGUCAAAUAUCAGCUUCUUACCUGCACAGGUGAAGCAGAAAUAGGAUCCCACUAAAGAUUUAGAUUCAAUUCAUGAAGGCCAACACACAUCAGUUAAUAGAUACAACCAGUAAAUAUUCAGCUAUCUUCAAAAACUAAAAUCAUCCUUAUUUCUCACACUGAGAAGUCACAAAACUGCAUUAAAAAAAUCACUAGUUCAAUUUUCAUUUGAAAAAAAAACAACAACUUUGUGAUCAGCUUUUAAUUGUUAACUACUGGUGAAUUCAGCCAUGAAUGUGAAACAUAAACUUUAAUGACCACUUUUUUCUCUCAGCUGUUUGCUGCUGUACCUCAGUAUCAUCUGUUCUGUUUCAUCUGUCAUCAGGUUGUAAAGUGAAGCUAUAAACAGAUCAGCUGUGUUACCUGUCAACAGUUGUGAGCAGUGACAGGAAGCAGCCAGCAGGUGGCAGCACAUCAUCAUAACAGUGGUGGGAUCGUCAUGAAAACAGAUUGAUAUGACAGCGUGUGAUUGGUUGAAUCUGAGGAAGAAUGGUGUGCAGUCCAUACAUGUUCAUUUGUUUUUCAUCAUCACCCCAGCAUGAAAAUUAAAAGAUGUUAAACUUUAACAAAGAAGAGUUUCCUGUGUAAUAAAUGUGAGGACUUCCCAAACAUGUCUUCAUUCUUUAUCUAUUGUGUUUAAAAUGUUGUAUUUAAGAAAAAGUUGAGCUGGAUUUUAAGAGAAUGCAGUAAUUCAGAGAAAUUGGGUCAUUUGUACUACUUUGACACCAGAAAGCAGUGUUAAACUGACAGAGGUUGAUAACUCCUCCCUCUUCUACCUGCUGUCAAACACAACUCCAGCUCCACCGCACCCGUCCUUGUUCCCUCCCCUUAGACAAGAGCUCAAACUAGUUUCACUUCUCAGAAAGUGAAACUCACACAGUCAUUGUUACUGAGAGCUGAAAUGGCGCAGCAAGGAGCUCAGCUUGACCGAGAAAACUUUUGUUGUUCGAUCUGUUUGGAUCUACUGAAGGAUCCGGUGACUAUUCCCUGUGGACACAGCUACUGCAUGAGCUGCAUUAACAACUUAUGGGAUGGAGAGGAUGACAAGAAAAUCUACAGCUGUCCUCAGUGCAGACAGGCCUUCACACCGAGGCCUGUCCUGGUAAAAAGCACCAUGUUUGCAGCUUUAGUGGAGCAGCUGAAGACGACUGGACUCCAAGCUGCUGCUGCUGAUCUCUGCUAUGCUGGACCUGCAGAUGUGGCCUGUGAUGUCUGCACUGGGAGGAAGCUGAAAGCCCACAAGUCCUGUUUGCAGUGUCUCGUCUCAUAUUGUGAGAAUCACCUCCAGCCUCAUUAUGAAUCAACAAAAUUUAAGAAACACAAGUUGGUCGACCCCUCGGAGAAGCUCCAGGAGAACAUCUGCUCUCGUCAUGAUGAGGUGAUGAAGAUGUUCUGCCGUACUGAUCAGCAGAUAAUCUGUUAUCUCUGCCCUGUGGAUGAACAUAAAGGCCACGACACAGUCUCAGCUGCAGCAGAAAUAACUGAGAGGCAGAGAGAGCUCGAUGUGAGUCGACUAAACAUCCAGCAGAGAAUCCAGGACAGAGAGAAAGAUGUGAAGCUGCUUCAACAGGAGUUGGAGGCCGUCAGUCUCUCUGCUGAUAAAGCAGUGGAGGACAGUGAGAAGAUCUUCACUGAGCUGAUCCGUCUCAUCCAGAAAAGAAGCUCUGAUGUGAAGCAGCAGAUCAGAUCCCAGCAGGAAACUGAAGUGAGUCGAGUCAAAGAGCUUCAGGAGAAGCUGCAGCAGGAGAUCACUGAGCUGAAGAGGAAAGACGCUGAACUGAAGCAGCUCUCAAACACAGAGGAUCACAACCAGUUUCUACACAACUACCCCUUAGUGUCACAACUCAGUGAACCUACAGAGUCAUCCAGCAUCAAUAUCCGUCCUCUGAGAUACUUUGAGGAUGUGACAGCAGCUGUGUCAGAGCUCAGAGAUAAACUACAGGACAUCCUGAGGGAGGAAUGGACAAACAUCUCACUGACAGUGAAUGAAGUGGACGUUUUACUGUCAGAUUCAAAAAGAGAGCCCAAGACCAGAGCUGAGUUGUUAAAAUAUUCACAUGAAAUCACUCUGGAUCCAAACACAGUGCACACAGAGCUAUUAGUAUCUGAGGGGAACAGAAAAGUAGAACGAAUGAGAAAACAACAGUCUUAUUCUAGUCAUCCAGACAGAUUCAAUGAAUGGUGGCAGGUCCUGAGUAGAGAGAGCGUGACUGGACGUUGUUACUGGGAGCUGGAGUGGCGAGGAGGAGGAGUUGGUGUAGCAGUCGCAUACAAGAAUAUCAGCAGAGCAGGAGGCAUAAAUGAAUGUGUAUUUGGAUUCAAUGAGAAAUCUUGGAUGUUAUAUUGUGACAAUAACAGUUAUAAGUUUUGGUUCAAAAGAGUCUCAACUCCCGUCUCAGGUCCUCAUUCCUCCAGAGUAGGAGUGUACCUGGAUCACAGAGCAGGUAUUCUGUCCUUCUACAGCGUCUCUGAAACCAUGACUCUCCUCCACAGAGUCCAGACCACAUUCACUCAGCCUCUCUAUGCUGGAGUUAAGCUUAAUUGUGUUGGAGACACAGCUGAGUUGUGUACAAGAGCUCAAACUAGUUUCACUUCUCAGAAAGUGAAACUCACACAGUCAUUGUUACUGAGAGCUGAAAUGGCGCAGCAAGGAGCUCAGCUUGACCGAGAAAACUUUUGUUGUUCGAUCUGUUUGGAUCUACUGAAGGAUCCGGUGACUAUUCCCUGUGGACACAGCUACUGCAUGAGCUGCAUUAACAACUUAUGGGAUGGAGAGGAUGACAAGAAAAUCUACAGCUGUCCUCAGUGCAGACAGGCCUUCACACCGAGGCCUGUCCUGGUAAAAAGCACCAUGUUUGCAGCUUUAGUGGAGCAGCUGAAGACGACUGGACUCCAAGCUGCUGCUGCUGAUCUCUGCUAUGCUGGACCUGCAGAUGUGGCCUGUGAUGUCUGCACUGGGAGGAAGCUGAAAGCCCACAAGUCCUGUUUGCAGUGUCUCGUCUCAUAUUGUGAGAAACACCUCCAGCCUCAUUAUGAAUCAACAAAAUUUAAGAAACACAAGUUGGUCGACCCCUCGGAGAAGCUCCAGGAGAACAUCUGCUCUCAUCAUGAUGAGGUGAUGAAGUUGUUCUGCCGUACUGAUCAGCAGAUUAUCUGUUAUCUCUGCUCUGUGGAUGAACAUAAAGGCCACGACACAGUCUCAGCUGCAGCAGAAAGGACUGAGAGGCAGAGAGAGCUCGAGGUGAGUCGACUAAACAUCCAGCAGAGAAUCCAGGACAGAGAGAAAGAUGUGAAGCUGCUUCAACAGGAGGUGGAGGCCGUCAGUCUCUCUGCUGAUAAAGCAGUGGAGGACAGUGAGAAGAUCUUCACUGAGCUGAUCCGUCUCCUCCAGAAAAGAAGCUCUGAUGUGAAUCAGCACAUCAGAUCCCAGCAGGAAACUGAAGUGAGUCGAGUCAAAGAGCUUCAGGAGAAGCUGCAGCAGGAGAUCACUGAGCUGAAGAGGAAAGACGCUGAACUGAAUCAGCUCUCACACACAGAGGAUCACAACCAGUUUCUACACAACUACCCCUCAGUGUCACAACUCAGUGAACCUACAGAAUCAUCCAGCAUCAAUAUCCGUCCUCUGAGAUACUUUGAGGAUGUGACAGCAGCUGUGUCAGAGCUCAGAGAUAAACUACAGGACAUCCUGAAGGAGGAAUGGACAAACAUCUCACUGAGAGUAAAUGAAGUGGACGUUUUACUGUCAGAACCAGAGCCCAAGACCAGAGCUGAGUUCUUAAAAUAUUCACAUGAAAUCACUCUGGAUCCAAACACAGCACACACAGAGCUGUCAUUAUCUGAGGGGAACAGAAAAGUAGAAAGAAUGAGUCAACAACAGUCUUAUUUUAGUCAUCCAGAAAGAUUCAAUAAAUAUUAUCAGGUCCUGAGUACAGAGAGUCUGACUCGACGUUGUUACUGGGAGGUGGAGUGGAGAGGGUUAGGAGUUGGUGUAGCAGUCGCAUACAAGAAUAUCAGCAGAGCAGGAGGCGCAGAUGAAUGUGUAUUUGGACUAAAUGACAAAUCUUGGAUGUUAUAUUGUGACAAUAACAGUUAUAAGUUUUGGUUCAAAAGAGUCUCAACUCUCGUCUCAGGUCCUCAUUCCUCCAGACUAGGAGUGUACCUGGAUCACAGAGCAGGUAUUCUGUCCUUCUACAGCGUCUCUGAAACCAUGACUCUCCUCCACAGAGUCCAGACCACAUUCACUCAGCCUUUAUAUGCUGGAGUUAAGCUUAAUUAUGUUGGAGACACAGCUGAGUUGUGUAAACUCAAAUAGACAGAAGUCAUUUCAGACUUCAUGUGUCAGAUUCUGUGUUGUAAUUCUUCAUUUUGUUUGUCUCAAUUUUUCUAUCCUGCACAGAGAUCAGCUGUCAAUCAAACUGUUGUCAACUCCCCUUUUCAUUUGUUCUGCUGAGGUUUUGAGUUUCUUUAAAUGUCACUUUUUCCUGUGUGUUCUAAUCCAUGGAAGCUCUCACUGCACAUGUUAAUGCUUUUAACCUUCAUUGACAUUUCUUCAGAUGAAAAUGUGAACUUCUCUUUUUUGUAAAUGUUAGUUUCAUGUUUGUACAGAUAUACUUGUUUGUUGUUGUUUCUUAAACAGAGAAAACAGCUGAACUUCCUUCACCAUUUAAUUUUAGUUCUUAUCAGUUUGUGAAUUUGUAAAGAAAUGUGUUAUAAAACUAAGAAUUCAGAUAACAAUCGAUGUGGAGAUCAUUAAUUAUUUUCUUGUACAUAGCUGACAUUCUGUGUUAAACUAAUCAGUUGUGUGGUUGAAGUGAAUCUGAACAUGAAAUCAUUAAAUUAGAGUCAUUUAACAGACUUUACUGUUUGGAUGUGUGAACAAAGUGAAUGUUUACAUCAUGAAUAAAGCAGUUCAUCUCAAGAAUGAACAAAUUGUUUUCCGCUGUAUUCAUUUCAAGAUCUCAUUCAAAGUUUGUGGAGAAAAUAUGAAACUAAUAUGAGAAUUGAUUUGAUCCAGUCUUCCUCCUGACAAACCACAAAGUACAUAGGUCAUGUUUGUCAGUCUGUCUCUGAACUUUCAGGUUAAUCAUUAAAACAGCU
Messenger RNA from Scomber scombrus (Atlantic mackerel), 5366 nucleotides. RefSeq lists its product as uncharacterized. The record is from RefSeq and is a predicted model, not a curated record. Bases 1171 to 4581 code for a protein of 1136 amino acids. Gene Ontology annotation, molecular function: zinc ion binding; protein binding. Lineage: Eukaryota; Metazoa; Chordata; Actinopteri; Scombriformes; Scombridae. The transcript has 3 exons.